GCUGGCCUCAAAGCUCAUUCUGUCUCACAGGUAGCAGCUUACAUCCCAAACGCUCCACUUACACCUGUUCAAGUCGAAGAUUUUGUCCUCACCGCAAAUGGAGCUGUUUUUGAAAAUCACCGCCACCCUUCUUCUCCUGGUCUUCACCUUCCACCCGGUGCUUGUCCAGGAGACCACCGUCACUCCUGCAGUCCCAGAGACCACUGACACUCCGCGGCGGACCAUUGCAAAGGAAUGGCUCAGAGAUAAGCUUCUCCCAAAGCCCUCUGACCCUGAAGCAAACGAAUCGCCUGGAAGCGGUGACCAGGUAGAACAAAGUGGUGCGGAAUCAGGCAAUGACUUGAGUGGGACCGCUUCUGGAUCUAUGUACUAUUCAGACUCAGAAAAUGUGAACGAUACUAUGGAAUACACAACCCAACCUCCAACGGUUUUAAAUGAGACUACCUUGGCAUCGGAAAAUCAGGGCACUAAUUCUUCAGCAUCAGCAGAAUUGGAGACCAGUGACAAGAACAUCACCAGUGUCAAUACAGACAACUCCACAACUAUAUCAGAAAAUACUGACAAAGUUGCUCAAAAUUCAACAAAUGGUUCAAACAGCACAACUGUACAAACCACCACUGCAGUUCCAGAGAGGGAAACGACGACAUCAGGCGUGAUCUUAAGCAGCAGCACGGAAUAUAAAGAGACAACAACUACAGGAGUGGUCAAACCAGAGACCACCACGCAGGAGACCAUCUGGCAGGAGUCUACCACAUCUGUGACUCCACCACCUGAGGAAACCACCACACCCAUUUUGGAGAGCACCACAGCUGCUCCCGUCACUCCAGAUGAGGCCAACCUCUCAGACAAGGGGGCUGCAGGGUCCGGUGAGACUGCAGAGAGAGGUUUUGCGUCCGACUCGGAGAAGCGGAGGAGGAAGAGCGCCUGGGGGGCCGUGUUGGGGACCUUCGUGGCCAUAGCCGUUGUGGGUCUGGUGGCCUACGUCAUCCUGAAGAAGAAGCACCACAAGGCCUUCUCACACCGCAAACUGCAGGAGGAGUUCCCUUCCGAUCCAGUUCUGCGUCUGGACAACAAUGAGCCUCUGGACCUAAACUUCGGCAAAGCGGCCUACUACAACCCAACCCUGCAGGUGGACAACAUCCAGAUGAGCCCCUUCCCCAGACACUAA
Molecule: messenger RNA, 1168 nt
Organism: Boleophthalmus pectinirostris (great blue-spotted mudskipper)
Lineage: Eukaryota; Metazoa; Chordata; Actinopteri; Gobiiformes; Gobiidae
Gene: muc15
Product: mucin 15, cell surface associated
Exons: 4
Coding region: 98-1168 (356 amino acids)
Source: RefSeq, a predicted model, not a curated record